CUAUUCGCUUCCCUUUUCUAUCAAGAGGGAUACAAGCAGAGGGCAGCCCAAUCAUGGGGGAAAUAGCUACAUUCACAGAAAUAUUCCGCUCUUACACCAUGUCGCAGUUAAACGAAUUGUUGGAAGAUGAUGAGAAGCUUAACAAAAUUGUCACGGAAAUGGACGAGAUGUUGGAGGUCCAGCAGAGUAAGGAGAUGACGCUGGCCAGCAAUCGCAGCUUGGCCGAGCAGAACCUCCUCCUCCAGCCCGACCUGGACCACCAGAAGAACCAGCUCACCAAACGCUACAGGCACUUACAGGAGCUCUAUGAGGCCUAUCAGCUGCGCAAGUCCACACUAGACCAUAAUUCAGGAAACGGCUCACUGGACACACUGCUGGCUCUGCUGCAGGCCGAGGGAGCCAAGAUUGAGGAGGAAACUGAGAACAUAGCAGACUCGUUCCUGGAUAACGAGAUGCCUCUGGACUCCUUCAUCGACGACUACCAGAGCAAGAGGAAGCUGGCGCACCUGCGACGCGUGAAAAUCGACAAGCUACGGGAGAUGGUUCUGAAGGGCCCCUCCGCCUCUCUGCCCCCGAGCUCCGCCACACACACUCCCACACAGCCCCUGGCCCCAGAGCCCUCCUCCCCCUUCCUCGGUUACACCAACGGCUCCCCUGUGCCCCUCCCUAGACGGGGCGCCCUGCCCAACCCCCCGCCGCCAGCCCAGAUGGGCCCUCAGCUGCCGUACCCCAUGGCCCCGUACCCCAUGCCAAGCUACCCCAGCCCCGUGUUCCAACCAUACCCAGCAUCACACCCACAGAGGCCCACUCCAGGCUUGCCACCCAGGACUGGCUUUAUACUGCAGUGAGGUGGAGGAAGGGCGGUCUCCUGCUGCAACCCUGUAUUUCAGAAAUACAUAACUGAAGCAUAUGUCAGAAAGCACUUUGAUGGAACAUAUUAUGUACUCUUCUUGGGGAGGUUUAGGGGGUGGGGGAUUAUGGUGUUUUAAUAAUGUCGUCACUACAAAGAUUUUUUCUUUUCAUCUAGCUAGCCAUCUAUCCUGUGUCAGUGAUGAAGGCGUAAAUUGAAUUGAAUGAAGUUGAGUAAGAUCUUUAUCCCUCUUUUAUGGAAGACAAAAGGAUUCACCCGUUAACAGGAUUAUCUUGAUCAUUUUGAUCUGAAUGCAUUGUUAACAGCAUGAAAAAAUAGGUAAGAUGUAUGUUUUGGGUUUUUUUGUUCUCUUAAAAUAACUCCAAUGACUGACUAGCUUGAAAGUGAUUGCUUGGUGUUGCUCCUUCAGUUGUGACUUGUUUAUGCAAACUGAAAUGUUAAACUGUGUUCUUUGGUAUUCACAGAGAAACUGUUUCCUCUCAUUACGAGAUUUACACUUUUUGUUUUUACUGGAAGGUUGGAUUAUUUACUAGUCCCCCCCCUUCUUUUGCUCUUAGUUUAGUUAUGCCAUACAAGCAUAAGAAAUGUAGAAACAGCCAACAGAUUUAUAACUGGACCUACUGUAUGUUAAAAUGAAGGUGCUCAAUUGAUCAUCCUAGACUCAUAGGAUAAUUAGAUAUCAUUGCCAUAGAAACCUCAUAAUUUUUUUAACAUAGGAAAAACUGUGAUACAUCACAGCAAUAUUAUAACUCAGUGAAUACAUGAACUAAAUUUGAUUAGUUAGUUGAUACUCCUCAAUCUUGUAUACCUUGACACUCCUACCUGGAUGUUAGUAAUGACUCGACUAUCUUUAUGCUCAAAAAGAACGCUGUUCAGUUUGAGUUUAAACGAUGUUUACAUCAUAUACUGAACUGUAGGCCUAGAACCACUGGCGGUUAUGGCAUUAUUUUAUAGUCAGAAAAUGAUUUUACAACUAAUUAGAAAUUCUUGUUUACCUUGUGAGUUACUUCAGGCUAAGAUAUAAUCACAAGUCAGUAAAACAGAAUGAUGUGCCUUGUAGUUCAGUUUAAGUGUGUGGGAUAAUUAAUUACAAGAGAAAUCUGUAAAAUGGUCCGUGCCCAUUUUGUAUUUCUGUUGAAGAAACUGCUGGUGCUUUUCAGUUACAGGAACUCUUUAUUUUCUGUAAAUACAGGCAACCCAUGCCCUAGUAGAGGAUGUCAGGUCCAAUGAUCUACAAAGCCUUCUGCAGCUCGUUUCAUUCUGUAACAUAGUUCCUCUGCACUCCCUAUGUGAAGACUAUAAUAAUGAAGUGAAAACGGGUGGUGGACUGUGCUAGUUACCUCCUAUUUUUACUGCUAAUCAAUAAAAAAGCAUUUUAUAAA
Molecule: messenger RNA, 2253 nt
Organism: Alosa alosa (allis shad)
Lineage: Eukaryota; Metazoa; Chordata; Actinopteri; Clupeiformes; Clupeidae
Gene: vps37bb
Product: VPS37B subunit of ESCRT-I b
Exons: 4
Coding region: 54-848 (264 amino acids)
Biological process (GO): protein targeting to membrane; ubiquitin-dependent protein catabolic process via the multivesicular body sorting pathway; protein targeting to vacuole
Cellular component (GO): ESCRT I complex
Source: RefSeq, a predicted model, not a curated record